This is a messenger RNA of Symbiodinium natans, 6285 nucleotides long. Lineage: Eukaryota; Dinophyceae; Suessiales; Symbiodiniaceae. The record is from the annotation of a GenBank genome assembly.
CUUGAUGACUAUCUCGGCGGCAGUUUGGUGCAGCAGUCUGAUGUCUACACCAUCACCUGCGCGUAUCAAACGGCCUGCAGCAUAUGGCAGUCAAUCGAGAGAUCGGGCCCCCUCGACACAAGCUACACAUUGGAAGCUACAGAAUCAUCUGACGGUCGAAGCAAGUCCAUGGCUGUUAUUUGCGACAUCAUGCGGGAACGUUCUGCUUGUCUGCGGCAACACCCCAUGGCUGUUCAUUUCUUACCACAUCCUGCUGAGCGAGGAACCAUGUCCAAACGCGCGUGGGAAGUCCUGAUGUACAGAGCAAGAACUUUCUUGGGCUUACUGGAUCAACAGCAAGACUUGGUUCUCUUCAUGUACACGCAUGCAAUCGCUGCUGCAAGCUUGCCAGCAAGUCAGUCUUCAUUUAUGCAAAAUCUACCUCAUCCAAACGAUGCCAAGGAUAACAUAGUCGCAUGGAGAACUGAUGCCUGCCACUGUGCCUUGCGGGUACAUGUGGCGAUCGCACGGUGUCGGAAAGAGCGGAGCGCGUACUCAGUACAUCCCACACCCGCGCAAGGGUUGCACCCUGCGGACAAGGGCUCUCUGUCUGCUGACAGCUCUCGGCUGCACGACUAUGCAGGUGGCGCAUCUCCUGCUGCAAAUGUGGCAGCGUCACAAGACAGUUUUGCUGCCCGCGUCGAUCAAGAACUGCAAGAAGAAAUGGCAGGGACAGACAUGGCUUUAGCAGAUAUCAAGGAAGAGCGAAUCGAAGCAGCUGCUGCAAACAUCGUCCUUGAAGGACCAGAGGACGCGGACGACAAGGUUUGGGAAGUUCUGAAAAAACGGCGUCUGUUGCCUGGUGGUGCUGCGACGUCGGACCAGGACUUUGACAGUUUGUUUGCUGGCUUAGAAGCAUCCCGAGUUGCGUUUCAGAACGAUCCCGCCGAUCAGGCUGACCAGUCAAACAGCAUUCCUCAAAUAGUUCAGAAGCACAAGUUCCAGAUUUCAACAGACUUUCCGGAUCUGUCUGAGUACAUGACGAACCUUAUGACAGCUGCAGUUGCAGUUCUGAGCUUACGGACCGUUGAUGUGUUUCAGCGCGAGAAUGCCAUGAUGCUGUUCAUCAUCGAGGGUGAGAAGUAUAUGCGGUUCCACCAUGGGGACUGCUACGUCCUACAUGCAAGCGGGGCUUUCCAACACUACAAAGGACUUUUUCGGAUACUGCCGCAAGGCACUCGCCGUGUAGAGCAGGAAGUUCUUCAAGCAGUGUCACUGCUGCUGGAAGGCUCCGAUUGCGAACAAGCGUUACUUGAAAGAUGCCGCAUCGCCGCAGCCAACAACCAGGGUGACGCGCUGCUAAAAAGCAGAAGGGCAAGCCAACAGGCCGAUGAGCAAGACGAGGUACCCGCCGGAGAAGUCCCAGCCAACCACUGGCACAUCUAUUGCGCUCGCAUGAUCAUUGCACUCAAGCGCAACAUCAUUCGAGACCUCUCGGACGAGAAGCUAAUUUCGUACAUGGUCGAGUUUUGUGAACGACCCAUGAGUCAUGUUCCAGGCUGCUGCUACAACGACUACUGUGUCGAGUAUCCCAGCAAUGGAUCAGCUCGGCAGGUGGAGCGAUCAAGCAUCAGGGACAUUUACACGCACAUUCCGCACAGCAUCAAAAAGUUCGUGCCAGACCAUGUCAUGACACGCCUCACAAAGUUCUAUCGACAAACUUUCUGGAGCAACGUCGAGGUUUUCAAGUGCUGCCAAGCUGCACAGGCCCUGGCGAAGAGAGGCAUCAACGUCGUGCGGCUCUUCAUAGGACUUUCAUCCGGCGGCGUUGGUCAGUCCUUAUAUUCGGCGCAUCUAGAGGCAAUGUACGUCCACAACUUUGCCUAUUUCGACCCGCAAAUUUGGUUUAAUGAAGAAGAGAUGCGCAAGCAAGUCGAACAGCUCAAUGGCCGGUUUGUUCUUACAGGUCAAGAAGCACCUGGCACCAAUCGGCGACUCCGCGAGGAUCUCUACAAGAAGUUCAUGUCAGGCAUUACCGGCCGCAAGCCGUAUGGCCUCAGAACGCGGAUGAUUGAAUGCAAGGGCUGGAAGCGGUUGGAGGCGAACCGCCUUUUCCAGUUUCUGAACGUGACGCCCCGGGACUUCAAUGCCAUUCUGAGGCGUGCUCUAGUCUUCCGGAUCAAAGCGCGCUUCGAGGACCCCAGGGCUAUUGACAGCGCGUAUGAGGACAUUGACAAGGACGGCAUCUUCGCCAAGGACCAGGAGCUCAAGGACUUCUUGACCUCGCCUCAGGCGAUAUGCGCAGCCUUGCAGCUGCAGCAUGCCUUCGAAACGCAGCACAACCAACAGGAUUGUCUACAGAUGAUCGAGAACUACGCGCAGUGGGGCGGUGAUCAUGGUUUGACCGAGAAAACCAUGCGAGAGGCGUGCGGCAUGAAGCCACGCGACAUAAGAGGAAUUGCGCGCCGAGCGCACACUUUGAUUGUCCUUGAGGAGGACGAAAAGGACUCGGACGACGAUGAUGUGCAAAGGCACUGGGACACAAUGCGCACGUUCCUCGUCAAUCAUCUGCUGGGUCUUCGGCGCUUCGACGUAACAAAGCCGAUGCUGUUGCGCAUGAAGGUUCCUGCAGGGCCGAACGUCUCCAGGGAAGAGCUGGUCGACCAACUUCUGCGCAACAAGGUCAUUGUCGAGUCAGCUUCUCGAGGAAAGACUCUGGAGGUUUACAGGCCAGCGGUCGAAUGCCUCAAUCUCUGUUCUGUCUUGGACUGGAAGAACCUGGAGUCAGAGUCCACAUUUCCAGAGCUACUUCACUUGAAAAACUUUGCAGAAUAUGUCCGAGGCUGUGACGCUAGGCGGGAGAAUGCGUACCUGUUGGGUGCCUUCUACCAGGCGGCCAAGAAUCCCACUGUUCGCGGCCGGCCAUCAAAGCAACUUGCGAGGAACCUGGACAGAAGUGCUGAGGCGCAGAAAAAAGGGCGCAAGAUAUUGGACCAGGAAGAACUGUUCGAGGUAAUCCUUGCAGACCUGGCCGACGAUGUCGGACAGAGCCAAAGCAGCCAACGCAUGCAAUCAGAGCCCGCCAAGAGACGCCGAUGCUUGCCCGAAGUGAAAGAAGAAGGGAGGGAGGCGAAGCCAUGUGUUCAAGAGAUCGUCCAUGUUCAGCGCUCUUAUUCGUAUUCUUCAGCUGUGUCAUUCAGAUCCCGGAAACAAGUGGUCGGCCUUGGUGUGCAGCGUCUAUGCAGGCGUGCGCAAGUUCGUGUAGCUGCCGGAACUGUGGAUCUGGACGUCGAGAAUGCUCUUUUCACACUGAUGCACCAGCUCAUUACAAGGCUUCAGCUCCGGCCAGCUCCGCCCAACGAUGUGACAGAGACCAUUCGCGCGUGCGCUCAAGACCGUGAUCGCGUGUGUAAAGAAACUCUGCAGCUUUCCAAGGAAGAGGGAAAGGCAUUGCUUAUCAAAAUCUUCAAUGGCGCCUCAAUUCCGGACUCUGUGCAACAUGGAAAAGCUUUCCUCCAAAGCCUCUCGAAAGCGGCGCUGUAUUUGCGCUGGGCUGUUGUCUUGAUGUUCCCAGACGAGUACGCUCGCUUUCAGGAGCCGGACGCGGAAAAGAAUAACCCAGAGGCUUCACUGCUUUCGCAUCUCUACUACAUAGUAGAAGAUGUGGUCCUUUCGGCCAUGGCAGACGUCCUCUUGCAAGGUUCGCCAAAGCAUCUAUCUCUUCACUACGACGGUGUUCGUGUUUCGCGGCCUGAAGGCAAAAGCGUCGAAGAUCUUUGCAAGAGCAUCCAGCGACGUGUGAAGGAUGCAACUGGAUUUGAGGUUGUGCUUCGAGAGAAGCGUCAUCGCAGCGUUCUGCAAAUCCUAUCCGACACAGCAAGGUCAAAAGUCGGUUCUUCGUUGCCAAUGGAAUCUGUGCUGCGGCAAAAUGGCAACUGCAUCCCUGCAGCUGUGGCUCUCCUUCUGGCGAAAAUCUCAGACGUGGAAGAGGCGCUGUCAGACAACGGACAACCUCAUUGCGUCGGCUUGCGUGUCAACAGCGUGGAGUCUAUAGACGUGAUUGACGCGUGCGGCGAGUCCCGGAUAGACUCUUCUAUCUUAGAGGAGGCAUUGACCGCUGGACUGGACGCGUGCUCUGCAAUGGUUUUCAAGAUAUGCAAGAGUUCAGAUACUGUUCAAACAUCUGAUCUCUGGAGCUCGGAAGCUCUAGACAAGCUGUUGGAUCUUGAAGCCAGAGCUGGGCGACUAGCCGACAAUACCUUGAAAGAAGGGAGGCCAGCAAUCGAGCAGGAUGACGUCGUAGCGUGUGUGUCGUCGGAUGAUGUCUCUGCGCUGAUAGAAGUGAGCUCUGAGAGCUCUGACGAUGGAAAGUCUCUGCAAAAACAUUGGUUGGAUGAAGCUGCGCAGGUUCUUACCGAUAAGCAGCUUCUCGAUGACAUGAAGGCAGAGAUAGAGGAGUUCCUAGCCAGCGGAAGUUCGCAUUGCUUGGUUAGGACAAAGCAAGGGCUCCGAUGUCCUUUCUGUCCAUGGCGCUGUUUCAGGUGUGAGUCACGCGUGCUGCAACAUGUUCGAGAUCAUCACGCCAGUCAGCGGCAGUACUGCUGUUCUGGUACCAAGCAAGUUCGAGUAAUCUUGGCCUUGCACGACGCAGACAUGAUAUCUGGUGUCCGAGAUGGUGCCUAUGUUCAACGCAGCGCUUCGCUGCUGAGGGAGUGGCUGGUCUUAAGAGGACCGUCCUUCGUUCGGGCAGACUCCAUCAAAGAUCGACGCGUGCGCAGAGCGGGUGACUUGUACUACACGCAUUGCUUCGCCGAGAAACUUUUCAAAGAGACACUGCUCAACUCCGGCAAGGUGCAGGCAGUUUGGACAAGAAUGGUUCUGGAUGCUUCCGUGGCUGGGAGCAAGCUUGUCAACCUGUUGCCGCAGCAUAGCAGUGCUUGGUGGCCGAUGGUGGAGGAUAUCUUUAACUCCAGCCAGUGUUGCAGGCUAACCAAUCGCCUGCUAAUGGAGUGCGUGGAGCACAAAGAGUUCACGUACCUCUCCAUCGACGGGACAGUCAAGUGCACGAUGCCUUUGCUCGGACAGCCCAAGCCUGGCAACUACCGAGCCGGAAAGGAACCGUUCUUUCUUGAACCUGCGGACAGGAUUCACACCGUUGUCACGGCAAGAGGCCGCUCCGGUGCAGUGGUCGGUCUUUGGCCUUUGUUUUCUGAGAAGGCAGAAAAUUUGCAACAUGCUUUGGCUGCGCAUCUACCUCCGGCUGCAGCCCAAGUGCAGAGCGUUGCUACUGAUGCACCAUCGUCGCACUUGUAUACCGUGUUGAAGUCGAUGAUGCCUGGCUUGGAAGCUCUCUGUUUGGAUCCCGUUCAUCUUGCAAUCAAAUACGAGUACGGCACGGGCCGCCACCGUACUCGGGGAUCCAGGCAAUUGCGUGCGUGCCUCAGCAAGUUCAAUGCUGCUGAUGCGAACUUCGACGCACAGCACUGGGGACCGCUAUUCACUGGUCAGUCUUGCAGACAACUUUCCGCUCGAGAAGAACACAUGAAGAAGCAAAUCCUUAAUGGAUCCAUGCCUGCGGAAAGAGCUACCUGCGUCUUGAAGCAAGCCGAAAGCAAGGCGGUGUGGCCCACCCGAGCUGAGUUUAUGGAAGCAUUAGCUGCGAUUACUGCGCUUUUCUGGGACGAAGUCAACAGGAAAGGUGAAAAAAAGGGCACGCGUAUUGUCGAGCACCUGGCGUACGCGGCCGAGCCGGAAAGAUUGGAGUGGCUCUUCAACAACCUCCGUUUCAGAGCCUCUCAAAGUAGAUCCACGCUCAGCCUUCUUUCAUCCGGCACGACAUCGAACGAGGCUUUGCAUGCUGAGAUCCGUGCCUGGUUUCGGCAGAUUCAAUCACUGCACCAGUCAUCUCUCAAAUUGAAGUGUCAGGUGUUUUUGGUACGCAAGCUUCUGGAACACAACACUGCGUUGUAUCGGCCAACUUCUCGGCAAAUGACGCCAGGACAAGUUCUGGCCCGCAGGCUUGGCCAGUCACUUUGGACCGCGUCUGCUUGGCGAAAGCAAACGCAGCAGAAGUCGCAAGAGCUUCCAUUGAACAAGCUGCGGAAGCAGCAUGCGGCUGAGCGACGAAAGCUCGUUCUGAAGCGACCCGGCGUACUUAAGAGAAGGAUGAUCGGCAAACAGCCGCCGCCAGGUCGAAAGAACUUCGGUGUGCAGAAGAAGCGGACAGCAUUUAACCUACUACGCGCUCGUGGCGUUCUGCGCCAAGGUGUCGCAAAGCGACGCCCAGCAGCUUCGUCUGAACGAUGA